AUGACCAAUCAAUCCAAAUCCAAGUCUUCAUGGGGUUCAAGCAUGGUGCAGAACUUCAAAGCUGACAAGAAACCCAAGGCUCACAUUGUCACACUCCAAACCAAGAAGCUCCCUUUAUCAAAUUCAGAUGCUGCAAAUGCAAAACAAAAGAACCCAUCAGUGGUUUCUCAUUCUAGAGCUGUGGAGAUAUCAAAGGAAGCGAAAUCAACGAGGAACCUUGAUAUAGAAGCUGUGGAACUGAGGAGAUUGAACAAGGAGUUGCAAUUGGAGAAGAGGAGCCUUGCUUUAAAGGUUUCUUCUUUGGAGACUCAAUUGGCUUCUCUUGUCAAAGUUAAUCAGAGAGAUGUUGUUGCAAAAUUAAAAGCUGAGGCAUCAAUGUUGAGGCACACAAAUGAAAACCUCGGUAAACAAAUAGAAGGUUUACAAAUGAGGCGGUUGAAUGAGGUUGAGGAGCUUGCAUACUUGAGAUGGGUUAAUUCAUGUUUAAGAGAUGAACUAAGGAACUCAAGCUCAGAAAACAAUGGUAUAAAGAGAUUAAAUUUAAUUAAAAAGAUAAAGAAAUGGCCUUUUAGCAGCCAUGAUUCUUCAACCAUAGAUCAUGCAGCUAAUCAUGUGGAAAAAGAUUGGAAAGGGCAAUCUAAUGCCAUUAUGUGUAGAAAAGAAAUGGGAAAGGAUGGAACAAUUCAAAGAUUGCAGCUCUUGGGAAAUUGUGAUGAAACUAACGAGAAAAGGGCUUCGAGGAUUCCAAAUACUCCUCCGAAACCUUCAAGUUCAGUUUCUAAUGGACCUAAAGAGGGAGGUUGUAUUCAAAUUCCGCCCCCUCCUCCACCUCCACCUCCAUCUCGGAAGUUUUCGGAGAGAAGCGGCAUAGGAUCAGUGCAGCCAGCUCGUCAAGUAGUUGAGUUUUAUCAUUCACUGAUGAAAAGAGUAUCUAGAAAGGAUUCUCACAAUGGAGGACCACAUGAUGUGCCUGAUGUUGCAAAUGUUCAUAGCAACAUGAUUGGUGAAAUUCAGAACAGAUCAUCACAUUUGCUUGCUAUUAAGGCUGAUGUUGAAACUCAAGGAGAAUUUGUGAAUUCAUUGAUAAAAGAAGUCAAUAAUGCUGUUUAUCAUAACAUUGAAGAUGUAGUAGCAUUUGUCAAGUGGCUUGAUGAUGAACUUUCCUAUCUAGUUGAUGAAAGGGCAGUUUUGAAGCACUUCGAAUGGCCAGAAAAAAAAGCUGACACAUUAAGAGAAGCAGCAUUUGAGUAUGGGGAUCUCAAGAAAUUGGAGUCUGAGAUUUUAUAUCACAAAGAUGGUGAUAGUGAUUCAACAAUGCCUUGUGAUAUUGCCUUAACCAAAAUGGCUACUUUAUUUGAGAAGAUCCAACGUACAGUUUAUAGCAUAGUUCGUACAAGAGAUUCAUUGAUGCAUAGCUGGAAGGAAUUCCAAAUUCCCACUGAUUGGAUGCUUGACAAUGGGAUUAUAAGCAAGAUUAAACAAGGAACGGUGAAAUUGGGAAAGAGGUAUAUGAAAAGGAUAGCCAUGGAAGUGCAGUUGAAAGCAACCAUGGAAAAGGAUGAUCCUUCCAUGGAUUAUAUGCUUCUUCAAGGUGUCAAAUUUGCUUUCAGAAUACAUCAGUUUGCAGGAGGAUUUGAUGAUGAAACAAUGCAUGCAUUCGUGGAACUCAAAAACCUUGUCGACCUCCUCAGCAACAAUCAGCAGACAAAGAAAUGA
Molecule: messenger RNA, 1716 nt
Organism: Gossypium arboreum
Lineage: Eukaryota; Viridiplantae; Streptophyta; Magnoliopsida; Malvales; Malvaceae
Product: protein CHUP1, chloroplastic-like
Exons: 7
Coding region: 1-1716 (571 amino acids)
Biological process (GO): chloroplast organization
Cellular component (GO): chloroplast outer membrane
Source: RefSeq, a predicted model, not a curated record